AAGGAAGGCUCUCCCGCAGAGGGGUGCAGGCGCCCGGGGCCCUGUGCUGCGGUGCGCAGGCCGGCCACCCCGGGUCUUUGAAGAGCGCGCUGAGAUGAGCACCGCCAUGUGCACCUGGGUCGGCAGAGGAGGCUGGGAAACAGCCCGGGAGUUUCUCCCGAGUACAGACCCGUUUCUCUCGGGGGCUCCGGGGAUCGGCCUGGGUCUGGUUCAGCAGGUGUCCCCACACUUUGGAAGAGCCAGGCCUUUGCUCAACCGUCAUCAAGGAGGGGAUGCUGACCAAACAGAACAGUUCCUUCCAGAGGUCCAAGAGGAGGUACUUCAAGCUGCGAGGGCGAACGCUGUACUAUGCAAAGACCUCGAAGUCGAUCAUAUUCGAUGAGGUGGACCUGACAGAUGCCAGCGUGGCCGAAUCCAGCACCAAAAACGUCAACAACAGCUUUACGGUCAUCACCCCGUGCAGGAAGCUCAUCCUGUGUGCAGAUAACAGGAAGGAGAUGGAAGACUGGAUCGCAGCCCUGAAGACUGUCCAGAGUCGGGAGCAUUUUGAGCCGACCCAGUACAGCAUGGACCACUUCUCAGGGACGCACAACUGGUACGCCUGCUCCCACGCGAGGCCGACCUACUGCAACGUGUGUCGCGAGGCUCUGUCUGGGGUCACGUCCCACGGACUGUCCUGUGAAGUGUGCAAGUUCAAGGCCCACAAACGGUGCGCUGUGCGCGCAACCAAUAACUGCAAGUGGACCACGCUGGCCUCCAUCGGGAAGGACAUCAUCGAGGACGAGGAUGGGAUCGCCAUGCCUCACCAGUGGCUGGAAGGAAACCUGCCUGUGAGUGCCAAGUGCACGGUGUGUGACAAGACCUGCGGCAGCGUGCUGCGCCUGCAGGACUGGCGCUGCCUGUGGUGCAAGGCCAUGGUGCACACAGCUUGUAAGGAAUCCUUAGUGACCAAGUGCCCGCUGGGCCUGUGCAAAGUGUCGGUCAUCCCCCCCACGGCUCUCAACAGCAUCGAUUCCGAUGGCUUCUGGAAGGCCACGUGUCCUCCGUCCUGCACCAGCCCCUUGUUGGUCUUCGUCAACUCAAAAAGUGGGGACAACCAGGGCGUGAAGUUCCUCAGAAGGUUCAAACAGCUGCUGAACCCUGCCCAGGUCUUCGACCUCAUGAACGGGGGACCGCACCUCGGCUUACGCUUGUUCCAGAAGUUCGACACAUUCCGGAUCCUGGUGUGUGGUGGGGACGGCAGUGUGGGCUGGGUCCUCUCUGAGAUUGACAGCCUCAACCUCCACAAACAGUGUCAGCUGGGCGUGCUUCCCCUGGGCACAGGGAAUGACCUGGCGCGUGUGUUAGGCUGGGGCUCGGCCUGUGACGACGACACUCAGCUCCCUCAGAUCCUGGAGAAGCUGGAGAGAGCCAGCACCAAGAUGCUGGACAGGUGGAGCGUCAUGGCCUACGAGACCAAGCUGCGCCGGCAGGCCUCCUCCGCCACCGGCACGGGCACCGAGGACCUCAGCGAGGGCUCCGAGGUGCAGCAAAUUCUCUUCUAUGAAGACUCUGUUGCGGCCCACCUUUCUAAAAUCCUGACCUCCGACCAGCACUCGGUGGUGAUCUCAUCGGCCAAGGUGCUCUGUGAGACGGUGAAGGACUUCGUGGCUCGAGUGGGGAAGGCCUACGAGAAGACCACCGAGAGCUCAGAGGAGUCGGAGGUCAUGGCCAAGAAGUGCUCUGUCCUGAAAGAGAAGCUGGACUCUCUCCUCAAGACCUUGGACGACGAGUCCCAGGCCUCGUCCUCUCUGUCCACCCCGCCGCCCACCAUCGCCGAGGAGGUGGAGGACGGGGACGGGCUGGGCAGUGGCUGCGGCUCGGCCGUGGACCGCUCGGUGGGGCCGGCGUGCCCGGCGCGGCCGCAGAUAUUCCGGCCGCGGGAGCAGCUCAUGCUGCGGGCCAACAGCCUGAAGAAGGCGAUUCGCCAGAUCAUAGAACACACCGAGAAAGCUGUCGAUGAGCAGAAUGCGCAGACCCAGGAGCAGGAGAGGAUUGUCUUGGGUCUCCCCGAGACGGAGGAGAAGAAGGACCUGAAGCCGGACGACAGGCUGUGCCACAGAGACAGCUGCGGGGCUGCCAAGCCCAGGAGCCUCCGCAAAGUGUCCAAGUCCCCGUGUGAGAAGCUGAUAGGCAAAGGAAGUCUGUCACUGGGCAGUUCUGCCUCUCUCCCCACCCAGCCAGGAAACCGGGACGGCCUGCCCACGCUGAACACGAAGAUCCUGUUCCCGAAUGUUCGUGCCGGGAUGUCUGGUUCCUUGCCUGGGGGCUCGGUCAUCAGCCGCUUGUUGAUAAACGCUGACCCCUUCAACUCCGAGCCGGAAAACCUGGAGUGUUACACGGAGAAGUGCGUCAUGAACAACUACUUCGGCAUCGGCCUGGAUGCGAAGAUAUCCCUGGACUUCAACAACAAGCGGGACGAGCACCCCGAGAAGUGCAGGAGUCGGACCAAGAACAUGAUGUGGUAUGGGGUUCUCGGGACCAGAGAGUUGCUGCACAGAACCUACAAGAACCUGGAGCAGAAGGUCCUGCUGGAGUGUGACGGGCGGCCCAUCCCGCUCCCCAGUCUGCAGGGCAUUGCUGUCCUCAACAUUCCCAGCUACGCCGGAGGGACCAACUUCUGGGGGGGCACCAAGGAGGAUGAUACUUUCUCAGCACCGUCGUUCGAUGACAAGAUCUUGGAGGUGGUCGCCGUGUUCGGCAGCAUGCAGAUGGCUGUCUCCCGGGUCAUUAACCUGCAGCACCACCGGAUUGCCCAGUGUCGCACGGUGAAGAUUUCCAUCCUGGGGGACGAGGGCGUACCAGUGCAGGUGGACGGAGAGGCCUGGGUCCAGCCUCCGGGGUACAUCCGCAUCGCCCACAAGAACCGGGCACAGAUGCUCACCCGAGACCGGGAAUUUGAGAACACGCUGAAGUCCUGGGAAGACAAGCAGAAGUGCGAGACGUCCCGCCCGCCGUCCUUCUCCCUGCACCCGGAGAUCCUGUCCGAGGAGGAGGCCACCCAGAUGGACCAGUUCGGGGAGGCGGCGGGGGCCCUCAUCCACAGCAUCCGGGAGAUCGCCCAGUCCCACCAGGACAUGGAGCAGGAGCUCGCCCACGCCGUCAACGCCAGCUCCAAGUCCCUGGACCAAGUGUACAGCAGGCCCAGAGCCGCGGAGGGGCUGACCUGCAGCUUUGUCCCGGAGAUGGUCAGUAACAUGAAGGCCCUGCGCAGCGAGACGGAGCUGCUGCUGGCCGGGAAGAUGGCCCUGCAGUUGGACCCCCCUCAGAAGGAGCGGCUCGGGGCUGCUCUCACCGAGAUGGACCAGCAGCUCAGGAAGCUGUCGGACACCCCCUGGCUGUGCCAGCUCAUGGAGCCCAGUGAUGAAGAGAACGUGGCCUCGGACCUGUCCAAACGCAGCCGCAGUGGGAAGUUCCGCCUGGUGACCAAGUUCAAGAAGGAGAAGAACAGCAGGAGCAGAGACGCCCACGGCAGCCUGGGAGCGCCGGUGCACCUCUGGGGGACAGAGGAGGUGGCUGCCUGGCUGGAGCACCUCAGUCUCUGUGAGUAUAAGGACAUCUUCACACGGCACGACAUCCGGGGCUCUGAGCUCCUGCACCUGGAGCGGAGGGACCUCAAGGACCUCGGCGUGACCAAGGUUGGCCACGUGAAGAGGAUCCUGUGUGGCAUCAAGGAGCUGAGCCGCGGCCCCCCAGCCUCCGAGGCCUAGCCUCCGCCCUCUCCGCCUGCGUCUUCCACGCGUGCCACUGAGGGCGUGAGCGUGCGGCCCGGGACCCUUCUCAUGGUGCUACUUCUCUGCCCCGUGCUCAGGAUGGGGAGCCUCUCGGCCCCCGCCCGGGCAGCUCCGGGGCCUGGGACUCACCAACACAGCUACCUUCGGACUCGCAGCUCCCCACCCGGCGGCGUGCGGGCGGCCGUGCCUCCCCGCACCAGGCGUCCGGGCAGGAGCGGCCCGGCCGGGCUGGCGCCGCUGUCCCCUGGACUCCCGACUGUGUGCCCUGCCAUGGCGUGGCGUGUGGCCCUGUGUUCUGGCCGGCUCUCUGAGGGGUUGGUGCCCAGACCACACCGUCCCUCCCCGGGCAGUUAGGAGCCCCCUGGCCACUCGUGGUUCUCCACAGCAGCCCCACGUGGCGCCAUGGCUGUGCCGCCAGCCCUGCCCGUUUCAGUCUGAUGGGGGGUGGGGGGGACCCGCUCCUCCUGCGGCCGGUGAAGCGGCAGCCGGGCUCCUGGGCUGGCGUGUGCCGCCCGCGUGUCCUUCCGGAGCGGCCGGCGUGGGGACACUGUGCCCCCGAGUGCUGCCAGCCUCCCUGGGACAGUGGCCGUGUCUGUGCUGGGCCAGGACUCCUGUGGAGACAAGGGUGUCCGUCCUGCUGGGCCACAAGCUGCCGUCCCAGCAGAGUGGCCGUGAGUGGGCAGCCUGGGCCGGCCUGAGAGCCCGGGUCCCUGGAGGUGUCCGCACGCCUCUUGCCGAGUUGUCCCUGCCUUUGGCUGUGCCCCUCGCUGCCCUUCCAGAGUCCGCCGUGCCUACAGGGCUCCUGUCCGCCCUGGAGGGGGCGUCCUGGGACCCCACGCCAGCCCCCGGGUGAACCCCGGAGGGGAGGGCUGACCGAGCGAGGGGCUGGGCAGGAAGCCUCGGAGCGCUGUGCGGUCACCGUGGGGCCUGCCGGGGACUUAGAGCUGAGCGGCAUUGACCUGCCACUAGCUUUGCAGGUGCCCCGCCGUCAGCUCCUCUGCCCAGUGCGCCCCGGCGGGUCCCCUCCUUGGGCCUGGCCGGGCGCCCACCUGCGGUCCGCGGGCGCUUCCACUCGUGGUACCCCCGGGUGGCCGCGUGUGGCGCGGCGGCGUCAGGGCUUGUGGGGGGAGCCCCGCACUGCACCCGUGCCCUCGGCUGCCUGCUGGAGGGGAGCCGCGGCAGCUGGGUGUGGCCGUCCUUGCCUGGGACGCCCCCCCACAGCGGAGCUGUCUGAGGCGGGAGGUGGAGAGAGAGUCUGGCCCCGGCUUCCAGGGAGAAGCCGGCUUCACAGGAGAGACCCCAGGGUCCCAGAGGGAGGCUGCCCUGUUCGAGGUGGGGCGCUUGGGCCCUGAGGUCCCGGGGCCCCCGGACGGGACAGGACGGGACAGGCUGCAGCUCCGUGAGCAGGUGCAGGGGAGCUGCCCCGGGGCCCGUGGAUGAGGCCGAAGUCUGGGUCCAGCGCGGCGUUUGACAGCAACCUGCUGUCCGUGACUGAAGCAGCCGUUUGCGCGAAAGCCGCUCUCUGACUCCUGUGCGUCAGGAACAGGAGGGACGGACGUGACUUGCGAGGACGUGCACUGGCGGGGGGCCAGGGCUGCUCCUGCGCCCGCCCCGGCACCCCUGCUGUGUCCCGGGGGCACCUCAGGGACCUGUCGGCGUGGGGGGGGGAUCCCCGGAGUCUUGGACAAAGGUUUGUACCCUCGGGUGGGGCUCACCCUCGUAUUUAUGACCCUAAUUUAUGCCUUGCCCCCCGUGGAAGCAAAUGCCCCCCGAGUGGCCGCGUGCGGAGUGCGCCCGGGGCCGCGCGGAAGUCGUUGCGCGUGUAAAUAAAAUGGGCCCGCGCCGGGUCCCCUGCUGUCGGGCUCCUGUCCUCACUCGCCGCUCCGUCCUCCCAGACUGGACUCAGCAUGGGUUUCCCGGCUGCUCUGAAAACAUGUCGAGCUGGUGGUGGCUGAGGAGCAGCAGGGGAGGCAGGGUUCGGGGCGUGGGUCCCAGGAUCUGCCAGGCGGAAACGCAGCAGGGCGGGGGCAGGGGGGCCCUGGGGCGCGUGGAGCUCCCCCGCGUCAGCCCCAGGCAGCCCCGGCCCAGCUGCUGGCCGAGGCCAGGCCGUUUUAGCCAGCGUUCUAACUGAAGUCUGUGUGAAACUGUGGACUGGCGGCCCUUCUCUCUGUUUACUCGCAGUACCUUUAUUCCAAGGCCACUUUAACUGUCACCCCCGUUCCUUGGGGUGAGGGGUGUGGACUGGGGCCGUGGGACCAAGAAGCAGACUGGCAGGGUGCGGGAGGGCUCUGUGUGUGGAGGUGGCCUCCCAGCGGCUCUACGUCCCCUUUCUUGCUUAGCGGAGCCCACCUUCAUCCUGGUGUGCACCCUCCUCCCGCGUGGCCACCCAGGAAUGGGCCUCAUGGUUACCCGAUGGCUGCCACCAAUCCGGGCAUCACAUUCAUACUUCACCAUGCCCAGUAUAAGGACGGCACUCCAGCCAAAGGAACCUGCCAGAAGCCCUGGCCUUUGCGGAUGGACCUCCCCGCACGUCUCAGUGUCUAGAAUCGGGUCACACACCCGUGACCGAGUCCCUGCGGAGGGAAGGGCCUUGCUGACAGUGGCCGACGGGGGUGCUGGUGACAAGCACGUUCAUAAGGUUGUGUUCGUGCACUGGCCCCCCGCCCCCCCAGGUGGGCGUCUGCACCUUGCAGGCGAGGGCACGGUGCAGAGGCUCUCCACCCGCCCCCAGUCAUGCCGUCAGCGCGUGCGGGGGUCGGGUCAUGGGGCAGCUGGGCACCUGCGUCGUGCCUUGAGUGCUGUGACCCCAGCCUGUCACCAAGCCCAGGCCACACGACAGGCAGGGCGGCAGGAGCCCGGGAGGGCGGUGUGGGCUCGGGCAGCCCCCGGCCUGCACUCCUGCGGGGGGGGGGGCAGCUGCCAGCCCUGGGGGGCAGGGUGCACGUGUGGGGUGGUCGCAGGGGUAACGGGGCCGUUCCCCGCGGAGAACCCCUCCGCCCCAGACACAGGUAGGUGCUCCGAGCACUUCCCGCUGGGUCUGGUCUGGCGGCGUGGGUGGCCGUGACCUGGGGCAGGCGGGGCUGCUUGAACCGGGAGACCCCAGUGUCGCAGCUCCGACAGAAGAGGAAGAGGAGGCUGGGAAGUGCCACCCGGCCCCGAGGGAGGAAGGGACAGCCAGGGGCCGUCCCUGCUGCAGUCCCUCGGGGGCUUAAAGUCCCCUUAGGGGGAAAUAGUAGGUUGGCCAAAAAGUUUGUUCCUUUUUUUCCCGUAAAAUAAAGACACUUUCACCUUCA
Phyllostomus hastatus (greater spear-nosed bat) is the source of this 7066-nucleotide messenger RNA. It is a transcript of the gene DGKD, whose product is annotated as diacylglycerol kinase delta. The record is from RefSeq and is a predicted model, not a curated record. Gene Ontology annotation, biological process: diacylglycerol metabolic process; intracellular signal transduction; lipid phosphorylation. Gene Ontology annotation, molecular function: protein heterodimerization activity; ATP-dependent diacylglycerol kinase activity; protein homodimerization activity. The transcript has 31 exons. NCBI's taxonomy places the organism in Eukaryota, Metazoa, Chordata, Mammalia, Chiroptera, Phyllostomidae. Bases 273 to 3749 code for a protein of 1158 amino acids.